UAAAUUCUGACACUUGACUUUAGUCGUCGUCAAUAUGUCACCAAAUCCUUCGUAAACAAAAAUUUCGCAUUAUAAUCAUGUAAUUUUUUCGUAAUCAUAAAGUAAAAACAACCAUCCCAUCUAAAUUCAAAGUGAAAAAUACAUAUAAUGUCCAAUGAGUAAAAGAGAAAUCAUCCAGAUUCAUAUCGGACAAGCUGGAGUACAAAUAGCAAGCGCAUGUUGGGAGUUGUACUGUUUAGAACAUGGAAUUCAAGUCGACGGAAGAUUUUAUCAAGGAUACGACACCCAAGACAGCGGCUCCGAUGCUUUCUUUAGCAUUUCUUCGUCCGGGAAAGCAGUGCCGAGGGUGGUUAUGAUCGAUUUAGAACCAACAGUUAUAGAUGAGAUUCGUACUAAUUACUAUAGGCAUUUGUUCCAUCCAGAUUGUUUGCUAACAGGUAAAGAAGAUGCAGCCAACAAUUACGCACGUGGAAGGUAUAGCAUUGGAAAAGAAAUGCUAGAUUUGGCAUUAGAUCGGACAAGACUUGUUGCCAACGAGUGCCACUCCCUGCAAGGAUUUGUAAUAUUUCGAGCAUUUGGCGGUGGCACCGGAUCAGGAUUUACAACUUCUUUUUUGGAAGGUUUAUACAGCGACUAUCGCAAGACAAGCGUAUUAGAUUUUGCUGUUUUCCCAGCUCCUCGCAUCUCGCCUAUCAUAGUGGAACCAUACAACGCAGUGUUGGCCACCAACGGUGGCAUAGAGCUAGAAGAUGUGUGUUUUGUGAUGGACAACGAAGCCGUUUAUGAUAUCCUUGACAGGAAACUGGAUACUCCUCGACCAACGUAUACGAAUCCCAACAGACUUCUUGGCCAAGUAGUGUCAGCUGUCACGGCAUCUCUCAGGUUCGAAGGAGCCGUGAACGUUAGUCUAGAUGAAUUCCAAACCAACCUGGUUCCAUAUCCCAGAAUUCAUUUUCCUCUAAUAACGUAUGCGCCAUUUAUUCCGGCAAGCAAGGCGCAGCACGAGCAACUUUCGGUGGCCCAACUGACGAAUGCUUGUUUCGAACCGGCCAAUCAAAUGGUGAAAUGCGAUCCGAGGAAAGGAAAAUACAUGUCUUGCUGUCUGUUGUUUCGUGGGGAUGUAUCGCCUACUGAUGUUAAUAACAGCAUCAACAGUAUUAAGAGUCAGAGGUCUAUACAAUUUGUUGAUUGGUCUCCCACUGGUUUCAAGAUCGGUAUUAAUUAUCAGCCACCGACUACAGUACCUGGAGGCGACUUAGCUGCAGUCUCGAGAGCGGUUACAAUGUUGUCAAACACGACAGCCAUUAGGGAAGCCUGGGAGCGUCUGCUGCGUAAAUUCGACAUGAUGUACAAGAAAAGGGCGUUCGUACAUCACUACGUGGGGGAGGGAAUGGAAGAAGGCGAAUUCAAAGAUGCGAGGGAGGAUUUGGCCGCCCUGGUGUUGGAUUAUAAGGAGGUCGAUAGCGGAUAAACAUUAGCACAUGAAACGCAUUAUUCAUGAUCAUUCAUCAAUAAAGGAAACUAUUAACUAUA
Molecule: messenger RNA, 1533 nt
Organism: Sitophilus oryzae (rice weevil)
Lineage: Eukaryota; Metazoa; Arthropoda; Insecta; Coleoptera; Curculionidae
Product: tubulin alpha-1 chain-like
Exons: 4
Coding region: 155-1471 (438 amino acids)
Biological process (GO): microtubule cytoskeleton organization; mitotic cell cycle
Cellular component (GO): microtubule; cytoplasm
Molecular function (GO): GTP binding; structural constituent of cytoskeleton
Source: RefSeq, a predicted model, not a curated record